UGAAUCUUACUUGUGCCGAAUUCAGUCAAGCAGUUAGAAUUUAUAGCCUUUGCUUCUCUUCUUCUUUGACGCAGCGCGUUUACUGUCCACACAUGUUUUAUUCAUCUUGAUUUAAUUAAUUACAAGAUCAAAUUUACUCAUUUCUGUGAGCCUAGUCUGAACGUAAGCUUUCUCUCCUAGAGUCUCGCGGGAUUUCGACGUUUUAGAAACGCGAGAUCCCAAGCUUGUAGGCGACGGCAAAAAACGUAAGAUGGCAGCAAAGUCCUACCUGUGGAAAUUAAAGAUAUUAAAUCCUAUAAGUUUACUCCGUUGGAGGCACAAAUAGCCACGGUUAGACAAUAUCCGUAUUUUGGUUUUCUCAGAGCAACGAGUAGGCGUGUGUGCCUGCAUUUGUGUGCAGGGUGGCCACAGUGAUCUGGGAUAUUGCUCCCUCCGCCUCCCAGAGAGAGAGAGAGAGAGAAAGAGAGAGAGAGCAGCAACAUCCAGAGAGGAGUGGAGACGAGAGACAGAACAGAAGAGAGCUGUCAAGCUGCGAGGAGGCAGUGGAGAGACGACUUUGUUUUGUCUUGGAAUACAUUCUCCCUUUCCAUUUCUGAAGCCCACAUAUGAACAACAUAUAUAAAGAGAUAAACACAAGUGUGUGAGAGAGCUGCAGUUAUCCCCUUACAAGGAGGAGUUAAGUAUUUCCAGGAUCUGGACUAAUUCAAGCCGGUCUCACUUGGACUGUGGAGUGUUUGUAUUCAGCAUCUUAGUGACUUGGACUUGAACUGUGAUCGGACAUUUGCGACUAAGAGUGUGUAUUCUUGUGUGGGAUUCAGUACUUCAUCUGAAUGCAACGCUGAGCUUUUGACUGAAACUGUGUUGGCACUGGUCGGUUGAAUUCAGCAGAUUUGAACUAGAGGAGGAGGAUGUGUUGGUCGGUGACGGUCCUGCUGGCCCUCCUCGGGUCCACCUUGACAGGGGCGUGGAGAGCAUCUCAACCAAGACUACAGUUCACACACUCUGAGCUGAUCCAGAAUGGCCGCCUGCUGACGCUGCCUCUAGUGGCAGGAGACCUGCACUCCCUGUUGCUUGACGAAGAUGGCAGGCAUCUUUAUGUGGCCAUGAAAGAUAGCCUACUGUCUACCAGUUUGGAUGACAUAACGCAGAACCCACGCAAGCUGCACUGGCCAGCCAGUCCAGACCGUGUCCAAGAAUGUCUCAUGGCUGGGAAGGAUUCAGAGUUGGAGUGUGCCAACUUCCUGCGAGUUCUGCAGCCUUUCAAUCAGACUCACCUGUACGUUUGUGGCACUGGAGCCUUCAACCCCCGAUGCGCUUUCAUAGCUACCAGUGUCUUCCAACAGUCAGAGCACCAGACUCUGUCCUACAGCCAGACAGAGUGUGGAAAGGGGAAAUGUCCCUACGAUCCGUUCCAGAAAACAGCCUCCAUUGUGGUUGAUGGAGAGCUGUAUGCUGGGAUUACCUCAGACUUCAUGAGCCGGGACUCGGCCUUCUUCCGUAGUCUUGGCAGCCGUCAUGUCAUACGCACCGAGCAGUACGACUCCACCUGGCUCCAGGAUGCCCAAUUUGUGCGGGUAGCGCCGUUGUCUGAAACUGAUAACCCAGAAGAUGAUAAAGUCUACGUGUUCUUCACUGAGCGUGCUCAGGAGGCAGAGGGGGCCGCGGGGAAGGUGCUCUACUCCAGAGUGGCACGUGUGUGCAAGAAUGACAUUGGAGGCCAGAGAAGUUUGGUCAACAAGUGGAGUACUUUCCAGAAGGCUCGUUUGGUGUGUUCAGUCCCGGGACCAGAUGGCCUACAGACACACUUUGACCAGCUGCAGGACGUCUUUAUUCUCCAUGGGAAAGACAAGAAGAACCCUCUCAUCUACGGGCUGUUUACCACUUCAAGUGAUAUCCUGAAUGGCUCAGCAGUCUGCGUUUACAGAAUGGAGGAUGUGGUGCGGGCUUUCAAAGGAAACUUCCUACAUAAAGAGGGACCUCAGUAUAAGUGGGCAGAGUUUACAGGCAAGGUUCCCUAUCCACGGCCAGGAACUUGUCCCAGCAGCACCUAUGGAAGUUACAGCUCGACUAGAGAGUAUCCUGACGACGUCAUCUUCUUCAGCAGGACUCACCCGCUGCUGCAGGAGAAUGUGCUGCCACUGGGAGAGCGCCCCCUCCUGGUCAGAGUGGGUGCUCACUACAAGUUCAGCAAACUGCUGGUGGACAGAGUGGAGGCCGUGGACGGCACCUACGAUGUCCUUUUCAUCGGCACAGACUCGGGCCUUGUGCUGAAGGCGAUCCAUCUUCCCAGAGAACACAGUCAGAGUCAGGAGGUCACUCUGGAGCAGCUGCAGGUUUUUCAGCACAAAUCACCUGUGACAGCCAUGACACUCUCAAAGAAGAAGCAGUGGUUAUUUGUGGGCUCCAGGGAGGGUGUGUCCCAGCUGGGCCUGUACCAGUGUGAACUGUAUGGUCAGGCCUGCGCCGAGUGCUGCCUGGCCAGAGAUCCCUACUGCACCUGGGAUGGACAUGCAUGCAGUCCCUACAUGCCCACCGUACGCAGGAGGAAUGCUCGUCACUUAGGGGAGGACGAGGAUCCGCUAACUCAAUGUGUCAGACAGGGAGCCGGGCUGCAGGUGGAGGCGGAGCAAAGGGUGAUGAUGGUUGCCGAGGGCAACAGCACCUACCUGGAGUGUCUGCCACGAUCCAGACAUGCUGCUGUUACCUGGUACAAACAGGCUGGAGAGAACAGUGCUGAAUUAAACCAGGUGGUAACAGGUGACCAGCUGCUGGUGAUUGAGCGGGGCGUCCUGAUUCGUCAAGCUGAGCUGUCUCACAGCGGUGUCUACCACUGUCAAGUUGAGGAGCAUGGCUACCACUGGACCUCUGUGACCAUCCGCCUCACCGUCUGGAGCCCUUCGGCCAAUCGCCUCCUUGCGUCGUGGUCCAGCUCGUCCUAUCACAGUGCAGGAACUCAGCCCUGGUACGAGGAUGUGAUGGCGCUGAUUCACCCAGGAAACCUCGGCCAGCACUGCAGGGCGCUGGGAUACCGCCCCCCACGCAACCACCGCCGCCACGGAGACAUCAUGGUUGAGCCAAACAAAGAGAAAGAGAAGGGGGAGAGGCACAAGCAUGGUGGAGGAAAAGGAGGAGGAGGGGGAGGAAGAGCAGUGGGGAGGAAGAGCCGGAGCAAGCCACAACAGAGGGCACCAAGGAGCACUUGAAUGUGUCAUGGAAAAGGAGGGUGGAUUUUCAACGACUUAAACACACACACACACACACACACACACACACACACUUUAUGGAAAUGUUCACACUAAGACACACACACACACACACACACACACACUUAACUUAUACACUGAGGCACAGACAUAUACUGUAUGUAUAGAGACUAUGACAUACGCAUGCACUUAUCUACAAACAAAAAGGCAUCCUUUCAUCAUGGUGACAGACUAAUGUAAUAUGAAUAAUGAAAUAUGUACAGGAGGAUGUGAACAGCAGAGACUGUUACGCUUGGACAAAAGACUUGUGAAUAAAGAAGCUAAAGUAAAAUACCUUAGGUUGCAUAGCAUGUUGAAUGAAGGAUGAACGACAUGUCCAGAUCGCUCAGUUGAACUGAGUCUGUGUCGUGACAAGGACGUGGGAGGGGAUUCGGAGCUUUUACAGAGAAAAGAAAAUAGUCUCAUUCACAAAGUAUACAAAUAUUUGAAAAAUCGUCCAGCUCUGAAAUGAGUGCUGCCUUCAUGGACCAUACCGGUUUGCAUGUUUUUCCCCUUUAAUUACAAAUCACAUACAUGCUGCCAAUUAUUCUCCAAAGCAGAACAGAUGUUUUUAGAUUGAUUUCCUACCUUCCAGGCAGUAAAAUCAUACAUUUUGAAAAUCAUCUUACAGAAAACACAACAAAUACGUAAACAAUAUGUUGCCUUUUGUACAUGUUACUUUCAAAGUUUAUGGACAGUCCGUUCUUAGCCUUCAUGAUGUUGAGCUUCAACCACUCAAAAUCUUUUGAUUGUCGGAGAGUGAAAACGUGAAGACAGUUUCAGAUGUCGGAGCGUCCAUGAACACAUCAGCAGAGACUGCUCUUGUAACGGUUUGUGUUUUCAGCCGACAGCUAACCUAAAAAACAAAAAGGAAAGGCUUUUAAAUAUUCUCUGUGAUGUGUGUCAACCGGAAAACCUUUUUUUUUGGAAAAUUAUCAGCAGUAAUAGUCAAUUAAAAUGUUUUGAGAAGGCAGUUAUUAACUGCAGGUUGUAAAUAGCAGUAAAUAGCACUGAUGAGUUUUCUGCAUCUUAUUACCAAAAUGGAGGUAAAGCAACAGUUCACCUACAGUGAGAGUUUUGUUAGUUUAUUCGGAUAGGUGGGGUCUGACCUUGAGAUGGCUGACUACGACCACAAAGAUGAAAGGCAGAGAAAGCAGAGCGAUGGCUUUGAUGAGGUUACAGACUUACUUUCCCAGGAUGUUGCAGCUGCACAGACAAACUGCAGGAAAAGUUUCCAUUAUGUUCUCCUCAAGGUUCACAAUUGUUAGCUGUUAUGGUUGACAGACAUACCUGGCACUGAUUUCAUGCCACACAACAGGCAGCUUAGUAUGGGGGGAAGUGCUGGAUUUGGUGUGUUGGUGAGGAAAUGUUGGAUCCUGUGAGUGUAGGUGCAGUUUGCCUCGAGUCCCACAUGAAGAGAGUGUACAGAUUUAAGGAAAUAUAUAGAACACAUGUGCACAUCAACUCCAUUUUGCAGAUAAAUGCACCUAUUUUCAUUUCUGUUUGGUGUUUGGUGAAAAAAUGUAGCUGCUAUUAAAUGAGGCGCAAUCAAACUAAUAAAAAAAAUAAUCAAGAAAAAAUGUCCUCUUAAAAUUCAUAACUGAAUGGUUUUAAUGAGUUCAAGCUUUAUAAACAGGGUCAUUAUUACCAGACAUUUUUGGAAAAACAGAGAGGUAUUUGGUAUUGGUAAUAUUUAAAAUCAGUUUUACAUCCAGCAAGUAAAUGGUUUUCUGAAAUUGUUUUGGUUCUGUAUUGGAAAAAAAAAUGUUUUUACUGUAAAUGUGGUCACAAAGUUGAAUUUUGGAAUUUGCAUUUUUCAGUAGUGUUUGAUAUAACAUGGACAAAAACAUUCAAGGAGAAGACAAUAACCUGACCCGCUAAGAGACUCUGUACAGAACAUGCAUGUUUCUCAACCUAUGGCUCAGGACCCAACGUGGGCUGUGGGUGACUUUGGCUUCCAGCCCAACUACACAAGUGGAGUAAUAUAUUGCUGGUCCUGUAGUUCCAGCUGGUCAUGACGUGGCUGUAAAUUAUGAAGCAAGCCUAAUGUGUAAUAAAGAAGCCUUUAUUAUACAAAGUUGGAACGUGUGUAAUUGCUUAACAGGACCAGCAUUAAGUGGACUCUGGCCUGUGUGACUUCAGUGACUUUGCAAGGCAGUAAAUUGUGAUUUGUUCUUAAUGUGAAAAUGUUAAAGCAACACAGCUUGUUUCACCUCUGUUUAACUUUAUUGGUAGGGUAGUGGCAUUUAUUUGUUUUAUCCUGAGUGAAACAGCUUUUCAGAAGUUUUGAGGUCAGAUUUUUUUGGAAACUGUCUCACCAAACCUCACAGACACUUAAGUACCCUUAAAGUGUGUCUGUCGUUGUAUGCAUAUGCUGUGUGUUGUGCUCACGCAUUGAAAUGUGCACAGUUUUUCUGUUUCUGUUGAUGCACUUCCCCACUCCCACCUGUGGAAAUUCAGAACCUGCCUUGUCUACACUCAUACAUAUUUCUUUGACAAUCUGGCCCAUCUUGCAGGCAUAUAAGAGUAAGAACUGCUUCAGCUCAAGGCAGCAGGAAAUAAAGAUCUAUUUAAUAUUUCA
This is a messenger RNA of Scatophagus argus, 5823 nucleotides long. RefSeq names its product sema domain, immunoglobulin domain (Ig), short basic domain, secreted, (semaphorin) 3H (gene sema3h). The transcript is spliced from 19 exons. Bases 909 to 3203 code for a protein of 764 amino acids. Gene Ontology annotation, biological process: positive regulation of neuron migration; negative regulation of axon extension involved in axon guidance; semaphorin-plexin signaling pathway. Lineage: Eukaryota; Metazoa; Chordata; Actinopteri; Scatophagidae. Gene Ontology annotation, molecular function: chemorepellent activity; neuropilin binding; semaphorin receptor binding. The record is from RefSeq and is a predicted model, not a curated record.